GCAAGCUUUCUUUCAUUUUCAAACUACAUCAUGUUCUGAAAUCCGGAAAAAUAUAUUUCCUAGCAUUCGUGUCUCGGCCAUUAUAAAUACCUAGUUUUCUGUAGCUGUAGCAGAUCAACUUGAGAAGGGUAGCACAUUUUGCUAGACAUCCAUACGCAGUGUUCCAGGAAAUGGAAAUUCCAGUGAUAAAGAUGGAUGAGCUGCAUGGCGAGAAGAGAUCAGAGACACUUGCGCUUCUCCAUGAUGCCUGUGCACAAUGGGGAUUCUUUUGGCUGGAGAAUCAUGGAAUCAAUGAUGACCUCAUGGACAGAACCAAGAAACUGGUGAAUAAACACUAUGAGCAAAACAUGGAGAAGAACUUCUACAGUUCUGAGAUAGCAAAAACCAUUGGUCCCGACAAAGUCACCUCAAAUGUUGACUGGGAAUGCAGCUUCAUGUAUCAUCACCAGCCAAAAUCAAACAUUCAUGACAUUCCGGAGCUGCUUCGUACUACAGUUCCUGAAUAUGCUGAAGAAGUAGUCAAGUUGGCCGAGCAGCUAGCAGAAGUCAUGAGUGAAAAUCUUGGGCUGGACAAGAAUUACUUGAAGAAAGCUUUCACUAAGCCUUCCAUAGGCAUAAAGGUGGCAAAAUACCCCAGGUGUAGCCAUCCAGAAGUAGUGAUGGGACUCCGUGGACACACCGAUGCUGGGGGAAUCAUACUUCUAUUUCAAGAUGACUUGGUCCCAGGUUUGCAGUUCAUGAAAGAUGGUAGGUGGAUCUCAAUACCACCAACAAAAGGAAAUAGAAUUUUCGUAAACCUCGGAGAUCAGAUUGAAGUGAUAAGCAAUGGAAUAUAUAAGAGCAUUUGCCAUCAGGUACUUCCCAAUCAGAACGGGAGCCGCCUAUCUAUUGCGACAUUCUAUAACCCAGGUGCAGAUGCUAUAAUCUUCCCAGCUCCAAAUCUCACAUAUCCUAGCCAAUACCGUUUCCAAGACUACCUUAAUUUCUAUUCUGCUACCAAGUUUACAGACAAGGUAUCAAGGUUCCAAACUACGAAGAUGGUAUUCAAAUGACUUGUGUCAAAAGCCACUUUAUGUACCGUCCUUGAGCAAAAGACAAGUGAAACUCCUCAAACUCUGUAUUGUGUAUUUCUGUUGUCAGUCUUAUUUCCGUUAAUAAACUGCUCAAUUACCUGUA
Molecule: messenger RNA, 1176 nt
Organism: Triticum dicoccoides
Lineage: Eukaryota; Viridiplantae; Streptophyta; Magnoliopsida; Poales; Poaceae
Product: 1-aminocyclopropane-1-carboxylate oxidase 1-like
Exons: 3
Coding region: 171-1052 (293 amino acids)
Source: RefSeq, a predicted model, not a curated record